Messenger RNA from Plasmodium coatneyi, 840 nucleotides. RefSeq names its product 40S ribosomal subunit protein S14. Gene Ontology annotation, biological process: translation; maturation of SSU-rRNA from tricistronic rRNA transcript (SSU-rRNA, 5.8S rRNA, LSU-rRNA); ribosomal small subunit assembly. The record is from RefSeq and is a predicted model, not a curated record. NCBI's taxonomy places the organism in Eukaryota, Apicomplexa, Aconoidasida, Haemosporida, Plasmodiidae. Bases 162 to 617 code for a protein of 151 amino acids. The transcript is spliced from 4 exons. Gene Ontology annotation, cellular component: cytosolic small ribosomal subunit; ribosome. Gene Ontology annotation, molecular function: small ribosomal subunit rRNA binding; structural constituent of ribosome; mRNA 5'-UTR binding.
GAAGUAAAAUAAAUCAACAAAAAGAAAAAUUGAAGCCAACUUGAUAAUGCCACGCUGAGGAUUUAAAAAAAAAAAAAAUUUCCAACAAAGGAAUACAAUAAAAUAACUCCAAGCCAGAGGCGUUAUAACGACUAGCUAUACGCUUCAAUUUUCACUACAAGAUGGCAUCCAAAAAGGUGAAAACCCCCCAACCGGAAACGGCCAUUGUUUCCGGCCCUCAGCCCAAGGAAGGAGAAUUGGUUUUUGGCGUCGCGCACAUAUUUGCCUCCUUCAAUGAUACCUUUAUCCACGUCACUGAUUUAAGUGGAAGGGAAACCCUCGUCAGGAUUACAGGUGGAAUGAAAGUCAAGGCUGACAGAGACGAGUCCAGCCCGUACGCAGCCAUGAUGGCAGCACAGGAUGUGGCAGUUCGACUUAAAGAAUUGGGAGUCUCAGCCAUUCACAUCAAGUUAAGAGCCUCAGGAGGUACCAAGUCGAAGACCCCAGGUCCAGGUGCACAGUCAGCCCUAAGAGCACUAGCCCGUUCUGGAUUAAAAAUAGGCAGAAUAGAAGAUGUGACUCCAAUCCCUACCGAUUCCACAAGGAAAAAGUCCGGAAGAAGAGGAAGACGUUUGUAAAGCUGUUUACGUGGUCCCCGGAAAAGGAAGAACCUGCCCCAUCGCGAAGAGGACACAUAUGUGUACGUCCACAUUUGUGUAUGCCGUAUGUAUAUGUACCCGCGCGUAGGGUGAUUAUGCGAUAAUAAGAAAGCGAGCGACGGGGGGAUUAGAGAAAGCCAAACUGGAAAGGAAGAAGAACGGAUGUUGUCUCGCUUUUGUCACGAAGUGGCUGCAGACCAAC